This is a messenger RNA of Prunus mume (Japanese apricot), 4508 nucleotides long. RefSeq names its product condensin-1 complex subunit CAP-D2. Lineage: Eukaryota; Viridiplantae; Streptophyta; Magnoliopsida; Rosales; Rosaceae. The record is from RefSeq and is a predicted model, not a curated record. Gene Ontology annotation, biological process: mitotic chromosome condensation; meiotic chromosome condensation; mitotic cell cycle. Gene Ontology annotation, cellular component: condensin complex; nucleus; condensed chromosome, centromeric region. Gene Ontology annotation, molecular function: histone binding.
GAGAGAGGGAGCAAAUUAGAAGAAGCAAAUAGCGUAGAGACCUUCUCAGGCUGUGUGUUAUGGCUCCUUCCUUUGUGUUUCCCCAAAGCCUGAGAGCCUUAGAAGAAGAACACGAAGACAAUCGCCUCUACGCUCGGAACCCGCUCGACAUCGCUUCUCUUCGUCCCUCUCAACUCGAAGAGUUCGUCAAAGGCAUAUCCUUUGAUCUCUCCGAUAAGGAGCUAUUUUGUAUUGAAGAGCAAGAUGUGUUUGAUCGUGUGUACUCAUUGAUUCGGGGUUACAAUAAUCUACCCCCAUCUUGUAAGGUUAAUCUUCUAGACAGUCUUCGGUCCAAUCUCAGUGUUCUCCUCCCAAAUGUUGAUUCACUAUCACGGGUUUCUCAAGGUCAGGAUGAUGUCACUCCAGUGCUGGAUCGGGUUGCAUCACAUCGUAAUGCUUUUAAAAUCUACACAUUCUUCCUCCUUACUGUUGUUCUCACAGAGGAGUCCAACAUCACUUCCAACAACAAUGUGAAGGUCACAGCAAGUACCAGGAAGAAGCAUCCUAAGAACACAUGGAAUUGGGAGCCACAAAGAGGCCGCAUACUUAAUUUGAUUGCUAAUUCAUUAGAGAUCAAGCUUGCCUUGCUCUUUGGUUCAUCAGGCUUGGAAGAAAAUUUUAUUUCGUUCAUUGCCAAAAAUGCAUUUUCUCUGUUUGAGAAUGCUGCACUUUUGAAAGACACCGACACAAAAGAUGCUUUGUGUCGUAUAAUUGGGACUUGUGCCACAAAAUACCAGUACAUGGCACAAUCAUGUGCAUCGAUCAUGCAUCUAGUUCACAAAUAUGAUUUUGUUGUUACCCACAUUGCUGAUGCGGUUGCUGGGGCAGAGAAGAAGUAUGCAGAUGGAAGUCUAGCCAGUUCUCUUAUCAGAGAAAUAGGGAGGACGAAUCCAAAAGACUACAUCAAGGAUACUGUUGGGGCUGAAAAUGUUGGUCGGUUUUUGGUGGAACUUUCUGAUCGGCUACCUAAACUGGUGUCUACCAACAUUGGCCUCAUUGUCCCACAUUUUGGUGGGGAAUCUUAUAAGAUAAGGAAUGCUCUUGUUGGGGUCUUGGGAAAGCUUGUUGCAAAGGCUUUUCAGGAUGUUGAAGGUGAAGUGAGUUCUAAAUCUGUUCGUCUUCGAACCAAGCAUGCCAUGUUGGAAAUUUUGCUUGAGCGGUGUCGAGAUGUUUCAGCUUAUACAAGGAGUCGGGUUCUUCAGGUUUGGACUGAACUAUGUGAAGAGCAUUCUGUUUCAAUUGGCUUGUGGAAUGAGCUUGCAGAAGUUGCUUCUGGGAGGUUGGAGGAUAAGAGUGCAAUGGUUAGAAAAUCUGCACUAAAUUUGCUUAUUAUGAUGUUACAGCAUAACCCAUUUGGUCCACAACUUCGAAUAGCUUCGUUUGAAGCAACCUUACAACAGUACAAGAACAAGCUGAAAGAGCUUGAACCAGAUAUAUCUUCAGAAAGUGAAAAGAACAGGUUACCAUCUGAUGAUUGUACUACUGGAGAUAGCGAGGUUGAUGAUGCAGAUGCAGAUGUGACUAAGGAGCAGCAGGACAGUUUGCCUGAUAGUUGCUUGCCUGAUAUGGAACAAAAUAUAGUGCAGAAAGAUGGCUCUGUGCCAGAUGUAGGGAACUUAGAGCAGACUAGGGCCUUGGUAGCAUCACUUGAGGCUGGAUUAAGGUUUUCAAAGUGUAUAUCUGCCACAAUACCAACACUUGUUCAAUUGAUGGCAUCGUCUUCUGCGACUGAUGUUGAGAACACAAUACAUUUGCUAAUGAGGUGCAAGCAGUUUCAAAUUGAUGCCUCAGAAGCAUGUCUCCGUAAGAUGCUGCCACUGGUAUUUUCUCAGGACAAAUCCAUCUAUGAAGCUGUGGAAAAUGCUUUCAUUACAAUUUAUAUAAAGAAAAGCCCAGUAGAAACAGCCAAGAAUCUUAUGAAUCUUGCCACAGAAUCAAAUAUUGGAGACCUAGCUGCUCUUGAGUUUAUAGUUGGUGCCUUGGUGUCUAAAGGUGAUAUAUCCACUGGUGCGAUAUCAGCAUUGUGGGAUUUCUUUUGCUUCAACGUAAGUGGAACUACUGCCGAGCAAAGUCGUGGUGCGUUGUCUGUCCUUUGCAUGGCAGCAAAAUCAUCCAGUAUAGUUCUUGGCUCUCAUUUACAGGACAUUAUUGAUAUUGGGUUUGGUCGUUGGGCUAAGAUGGAACCUUUACUUGCUAGGACAGCAUGCAUUGCUCUCCAGAGAUUGUCUGAAGAAGAUAGGAAAAAGUUGUUGUCUAGUAAUGGAAGCCGGGUUUUUAGUAUUUUAGAGAGCUUAGUUACUGGGUUUUGGCUUCCAGAAAACAUAUGGUAUGCUGCUGCUGACAAAGCCAUAGCUGCUAUAUAUGCAAUUCAUCCAACUCCGGAAACUUUAGCUUCCAAUCUAGUGAAGAAAUCCCUAAGUUCUGUAUUUGAAUGUAGUGGAGGUGAGGAGUUGCAGAGUGAAAUCACCAGUGGUAGUGCUGGCAUACUUACCACAGUUCAGGUUGCAAAACUUAGUAGAUAUCUCUUUGUCAUAAGUCAUAUUGCCAUGAACCAUCUGGUAUACAUUGAAUCAUGCCUUCGGAAAGUUCAGAAACAGAAAAUUCGGAAAGAGAAGACAGAUACUGAUCAGCACGGUAACGGUACCCCUAAGGAAAAUGGUAUCAAUGCUGAGCUUGGACUUGCUGCUUCUGAAGAUGCACUACUUGACACACUCUCUGAAAAAGCAGAAAAGGAAAUAGUUUGUGGGGGUUCCACUGACAAGAAUUUGAUUGGACAUUGUUCACAAUUCUUGUCAAAACUUUGUAGAAAUUUUAGUUUAAUGCAAAAGUACCCAGAACUACAAGUGUCUGCAAUGCUUGCUUUAUGUCGGUUUAUGAUUAUUGAUGCAAAUUUCUGUGAUGCAAAUCUUCAGCUUCUCUUCACAGUCGUGGAGAGUGCGCCAUCAGAAAUUGUUCGUUCUAAUUGCACUAUUUGUCUUGGAGACUUGGCUGUUCGGUUCCCUAAUCUGUUAGAACCAUGGACAGAGAAUAUGUAUUCCAGGCUACAAGACCCUUCAGCUUCUGUUAGGAAGAAUGCUGUUUUGGUGCUUUCACACCUUAUACUAAAUGACAUGAUGAAGGUUAAAGGCUACAUAAAUGAAAUGGCUGUACGAUUAGAAGAUGAAGAUGAGAGGAUUUCAAACCUGGCAAAACUGUUUUUUAAUGAGUUAUCUAAGAAAGGUAGCAAUCCUAUAUAUAAUCUGCUUCCAGAUAUACUUGGAAAGUUAUCCAACCAGAAUCUGAAGAGAGAGUCUUUUUGCAACAUUAUGCAGUUCUUGAUUGGUUCCAUCAAGAAGGACAAGCAAAUGGAAGCUCUUGUUGAAAAGCUUUGCAAUAGGUUUAGUGGAGUUACAGAUAUCAGACAAUGGGAAUAUAUUUCUUAUUGCCUAUCUCAGCUGGCAUUCACUGAAAAGGGAAUGAAAAAACUCAUAGAGUCAUUCAAGACAUAUGAACACGUCCUAUCGGAGGAUUCUGUGAUGGACCAUUUUAGAAACAUAAUAAACAAGGGCAAGAAGUUUGCAAAACCAGAAGUUAAAAUGUGCAUUGAGGAGUUUGAGGAUAAGCUGAACAAGUUACACUUGGAAAAGAAGGAACAAGAAGUGACAGCAAGAAAUGCCCAAAUUCAUCAACAAAAGAUAAGCAGCAUGGAAGGUUUUGUGGUUACUAGCAGCGCUGGUGAUGCUAGUUCAGAAUCUGAUAUUUCUGAAGAAACAGAUGGGGAAGUCGUUGAUCCUUCUAUUGAAGGGAUGACCAAGUCUGUAGAUGAAAUGUCAAAAUCUAGACUUGUUAAGUCAAAAGAAUAUUCCGGUACUUCUAGUGAGUUGACAGAAUCAGAACCAGGGGAUAUUGAAGUUCAAUCGCCAAAUGUUAACAUAAGAGGGGCCUCAAAAUCCAAAGCCAAGAAAAGCAACGCGAAAGAUAAAAGAGGUCAUACUUCUGCAUCCACGAGAAGUAAUAUCAGGACAAAGCAAAGGUAGAGUUGUACAGAGUGGGUUUGGAUGAAUCAUUCUUCUGAGCAGAAGCAAGAAUCUCUUUUGCAGUUGAGUUGCUUGAAGUGUCUGUAAUGUUUAGGGUAAUAUUUUGGCUGCAUUAGCACAAACACAAAAGAAAGAAACAAGAUAACCAAAUUUGUGUAAGGUAACAGCUAUCUGGAGAGAUGAUCUUUUGUACAACCAAGCUAGCUCUGCUUGAUUCUUGUAUAGGCGAGUGAAGGCUUAUAUAAUCCACUACUACUAGUCUUAUUUGAGAUCUCAGUCUACAACAAAAUAACAUGAUUCAUAAGUACCCGCAUUGGGAUUUUGCUACUAGGCAGCAUGAACAUUUGUUGCUGAUAUGAUACCAAAAAUCCUGUCAACAAAAGGAUCAGAACUGGAUGAUAUUUUCAAAUGCGGCAUUUGAGAAACUUAAAACAAAAUGAUGGAAUUGUUAAA